AUGCUUAAUGCGUUUGUGGAAUUUGGUUUAGUUGAAUCUGCUGUUCAGGUUUUUGAUCAAAUGCCCGAGAGGAAUUGUGUGACUUAUAAUGCUCUUUUAGCUGGGUUUUGUCAUAAUAGAGAAGGUUCUCGAGGUCUAGAAAUUUUUCAGUGGAUGUUGCUAAAUGGCUUGGAGAUUUCAGAUUUUACGCUGACUAGUGCUAUGAACGCUUGUGCCUUGGUCACUGAUAUGAAGAAGAGUGAGCAGAUUCAUGCUUUCUUGAUUAAAUCUGGCUGUAAAUUGAGUGCUUGGAUUGAAGCUGCUUUACUCGAUAUAAACGGGCAGCAUAAUGAAGCUUUGUCUCUUUUCCAACUAGGGAUAGUGAGAAAUGACCUAAUGAUUAUGGAUGAAUUCUCGUACUCAGCAGUCCUUGCAUUAUGUGGUACCUUAGGUUUUGCAGAAAUGGGGCAGCAAAUUCACUGUGUCAUUGUUAAGUCUGGUGUAUUAUCUGAUCUAGAAGUUGGGAAUGCUCUGUUCAGUAUGUUUGCCAAGUGUGGGAACUUGGAAGAUUCCAUUACUCUCUUUAGCCAAAUGCCUCAGCAUGACAUUGUGUCAAGUGGAAUCAUAGCAUUGCCUGAGCCAAGGCAAGCACUAAUGGUGUCACAUUGGCCUGGGACUUCACUUCCAAGAGAUGUCAUGUCUGUAAAAAGAUUUGAGAACUUACAAUCAUUGUCUAUUGUGAACAAUAUCAAACUGUUGGAGUGGAAUUGGCUUAUACAUUUCUUUGAUUGA
This is a messenger RNA of Zingiber officinale, 771 nucleotides long. Its product is annotated as pentatricopeptide repeat-containing protein At5g03800-like. Lineage: Eukaryota; Viridiplantae; Streptophyta; Magnoliopsida; Zingiberales; Zingiberaceae. The record is from RefSeq and is a predicted model, not a curated record. Bases 1 to 771 code for a protein of 256 amino acids. The transcript is spliced from 4 exons. Gene Ontology annotation, molecular function: RNA binding; protein binding. Gene Ontology annotation, biological process: RNA modification.